CAGCCGUGUACUGCCGUAGCAAAAGAAGCUGCCUACUACUGUGCAUUGAUUGUGUGUUAAUUCUAAGGGUAGUUACCUUAUCUCUUGAAAUCAGUGGUAUUCACCAUGUACCACCAACCGGUAUUGAAAAACCGGCGCACCCUUUUGGAACGAGCUGAGAAGUUUGUUUCUGAAGUUUAUUUCACCGAUUGCAAUCUCAGAGGAAGGCUGUACGGAGAAACAUGCCCCUUAGAAUCAAUUUCUUGCUUCCUGUCUGCAAAACGUAUUCCAUUCUCAGAAGCCGUGCAACAGAAGUUUCAGCCAUGCAGCAUUGGCGACAGCUUUGGACCUACGUGGUGGACAUGCUGGUUUAAGGUGUCGUUGACCAUCCCUGAUGCCUGGAGAGGGAGACAGGUACAUCUCAGAUGGGAGAGUGAUGCAGAAGGCUUGGUCUGGAGAGAUGGACUGCCAGUACAGGGGUUAACAAAAGAGGGUGAGAAGACCAGUUAUGUCCUGACAGAGUGUCUGCAGGAUGAUGAACCACACAGUGUCACCCUCUAUGUGGAGAUGGCCUGUAAUGGGCUGUUCGGGGCAGGGCAGGGCACCUCGAUAGGGCCCCCAGACCCUAACCGGAAGUACACCAUUCAAAAGGCAGAACUUGUUGUCUUCAACCAGGAUGUUCGAGAUCUUACGACCGACAUCGAGAUGCUUGUGGAUAUUGUAAAGUGCCUGGGUGAGGAUAAUCAGCGUGGGUACCAGGCGUUGUUUACGGUAAACGAGAUGGUGAACCUGUGCAACCCUGCCGAGCCCGGCUCCUUCCCUGCUUCCCGCAGUCUGGCCCAGAGGUUCUUCAGCCAGCGGAACGGCCAGAGCCAGCACAUUGUCCACGCCAUGGGCCACUGUCACAUUGACUCAGCCUGGCUUUGGCCUUACGAGGAGACAAUCCGGAAGUGUGCUCGCAGCUGGGUGACUGUGAUUCGCCUCAUGGAGAAGAACCCAGAGUUUGUUUUCACCUGUUCCCAGGCUCAGCAAUUUGAGUGGGUGAAGAGCCAUUACCCAGGCCUUUUCACACAAAUCCAGAGCUUUGUGCAAAGGGGGCAGUUUAUCCCAGUUGGCGGCACUUGGGUGGAAAUGGAUGGAAAUCUGCCCUCAGGGGAGGCAAUGGUCAGACAGUUUUUAGAAGGGCAGCGUUUCUUCCAUAAAGAGUUUGGGAGCUACUGCAAAGAGUUCUGGUUGCCGGACACAUUUGGCUACUCUGCGCAGCUCCCUCAGAUCAUGCAGGGCUGUGGGAUCACACGGUUUCUGACCCAGAAACUCAGCUGGAAUCUGGUCAACACCUUCCCGCAUAACACCUUCUUCUGGGAAGGGCUGGAUGGCUCUCGGGUCCUUACCCACUUCCCCCCUGGGAACUCCUACGAGAUGAAGGGCAAAGUGGAGGAUCUGAUCAACACUUUGAAAAACAAUAAGGACAAAGGAAGAGCCAAUCACAGCGCACUCCUGUUUGGUUUCGGGGAUGGGGGUGGAGGCCCCACCCAACUUAUGCUGGACCGACUCCAGCGAGUCCAGGACACAGAUGGCCUGCCCAAGGUUCAGAUGUCCAGUCCUGACAGACUUUUCUCCGAGCUUGAGGCUAACAAGGAUCUUCUCUGCUCCUGGACUGGAGAGCUCUUCCUAGAACUUCACAACGGCACCUACACUACUCAGGCACAGAUUAAGCUGGGCAACCGUCAAUGCCAGGCCUUGCUUCAUGACAUUGAGGUGGUCAGCAGUCUGGCACUGUGCCGAAGCCAGACCUUCCAGUAUCCAUCCAGCAAACUGCAGGAGCUGUGGAGGCUGCUACUUCUCAACCAGUUCCAUGAUGUGCUCCCAGGCAGCUGCAUCGAGCUGGUGGUGCAAGAUGCUUUGAAAUACUACCAGGACAUCCGGCAAGCUGGGGGCAAGCUCCUGCAGGAGGCGUGUGGAGCACUGUGGGCAGAAGCGCAGGAGGGUGGGACUACUGCUGCACUGAACACCCUUCCAUGGGAGCGCAGUGAGGUCAUCUCACUGCCAGGGGGCACUGCUGAGUCACAGCUAGCCUUUGUUAAAGUCCCCAGUAUUGGUGUUGCUCCGGUCGAUGACUCUGCACAGCCUGUGCAUCCGGUGUCUGUCACAGUUCAGGCUGAUGGCACCGUCGUCAUGGAGAACGGGAUUCUGCGUGUGGUUAUAGAUACGACAGGCCGCCUGGUCUCCCUGUGCUUGGUGGAGGCAAACAGAGAGGCCAUUGCUGACGGCUGCAGCGGGAACCAGUUUGUUUUGUUUGAUGACAUCCCCCUGUUCUGGGACGCGUGGGAUGUGAUGGACUACCACCUCCAGACCAGGAAACCCGUGGUUAAGGUGGCAAGCCCUGUCAAGGUGGUGAGCAGCGGGGGACUGCGAGGCAGCGUGAAGUUCUCUCUGUCGAUCAGUGGGAAUAGCUCUCUCACCCAGGAAAUCAUUCUGGAUGCCAUGUGUCCUUUCCUCAAGUUCACCACACAGGUGGAUUGGGCGGAAUCGCACAAGUUCCUCAAGGUGGAGUUUCCUGUGCGGGUACGCAGUCCCAAUGCCACCUACGAGAUCCAGUUUGGCCACCUGCAGAGACCCACCCACAGGAACACCUCCUGGGACUGGGCCCGCUUCGAGGUUUGGGGUCACAAAUGGGCGGAUCUGUCUGAGCAUGGCUUUGGAGUGGCCAUUCUGAACAACUGCAAAUAUGGCUACUUCACUUUCGGGAACACCAUGACCCUGUCUUUGCUUCGUUCCCCAAAGUCCCCUGAUGCUAAUGCUGACAUGGGGCAUCAUCAAUUUACCUACGCAGUGAUGCCGCAUACAGGUUCCUUCCAGGAUGCAUCUGUCAUCCAGUGUGCGUACAACCUCAACUACCCCCUGCGGCUGAUCCCCGACACACCCCUCGACCUCUCAUGGAGCGCGUUCUCAGUCAGCUCCCCCGCUGUCGUGCUAGAGACCGUCAAACAGGCGGAGGAUCGGAAGGAUGCACUCCUCGCUCGACUGUAUGAGUCUCACGGAAGCAGCGUGUCUGUGACCCUCACUACCUCACUGCCAGUUAGGGAGGCUUUGCACUGCGAUCUUCUGGAGCGACCUGAUUUGUCUCGUCUUGUACCCGUCGGAGAAUCUGGGAUUCAUCUGAAUUUCACACCCUUCCAAAUUGUGUCCCUUCUGCUGAUUCUAAAAUGAAGUCCAUUAGCAUAACCUCAGCAUGUCUCAGCAGAGUUUAGAAGCCUUCUCUCCAGAAGUCAUGACGAAAUCGGUUAUAGUUAUGGGACCCGGUGCAUCAAUUGUGAGGAAAAAUUCCAGCAAGUUGACAUGUGUG
Megalops cyprinoides (Indo-Pacific tarpon) is the source of this 3325-nucleotide messenger RNA. It is a transcript of the gene man2c1, whose product is annotated as mannosidase, alpha, class 2C, member 1. Gene Ontology annotation, biological process: oligosaccharide catabolic process; mannose metabolic process. NCBI's taxonomy places the organism in Eukaryota, Metazoa, Chordata, Actinopteri, Elopiformes, Megalopidae. Gene Ontology annotation, molecular function: carbohydrate binding; alpha-mannosidase activity. The record is from RefSeq and is a predicted model, not a curated record. Bases 106 to 3189 code for a protein of 1027 amino acids. The transcript is spliced from 26 exons.